Molecule: messenger RNA, 1887 nt
Organism: Rhagoletis zephyria (snowberry fruit fly)
Lineage: Eukaryota; Metazoa; Arthropoda; Insecta; Diptera; Tephritidae
Gene: CCT1
Product: chaperonin containing TCP1 subunit 1
Biological process (GO): protein folding
Molecular function (GO): ATP-dependent protein folding chaperone; ATP binding; ATP hydrolysis activity
Source: RefSeq, a predicted model, not a curated record
AUGUCUACAAUUGCUAGCCCUCUGUCCAUUGCGGGCACUAGACAAUUUGGUGCUUCCGUGCGUACCCAGAAUGUUAUGGCUGCCAGCUCAAUUGCAAAUAUAGUCAAAAGCUCUUUGGGUCCAGUUGGUCUGGAUAAAAUGCUGGUAGACGAUAUUGGUGAUGUCACUGUCACAAACGAUGGAGCAACAAUACUUAAACUUUUGGAGGUUGAACAUCCUGCAGCCAAGGUGCUUGUUGAACUAGCGCAACUGCAAGAUGACGAAGUUGGUGAUGGUACUACCUCCGUGGUUAUAUUGGCUGCAGAGCUACUAAAGAAUGCCGAUGAGUUGGUAAAACAGAAAAUUCAUCCUACUUCAAUUAUUGCUGGAUUCCGUUUGGCAUGCAAAGAAGCCUGCAAAUACAUUUCAGAGCAUUUGACAGCACCUGUUGAUGAAUUGGGACGAGAUUCCCUUAUUAACAUCGCAAAGACAUCAAUGAGUUCAAAGAUUAUUGGUGCUGAUGCGGAUCUGUUCUCAACAAUGGUGGUGGAUGCAGCACAGGCCGUAAAGAUCACGGAUCCAAAAGGCAAUCCUUUGUAUUCCAUAAAAGCAGUGAAUGUGCUAAAAGCGCACGGCAAAUCAGCACGAGAAUCGGUUUUAAUACCUGGUUAUGCUCUCAACUGCACUAUUGCUUCGCAGCAAAUGCCGAAAAAAAUUAUCAACGCAAAAAUCGCGUGCCUCGACUUUUCAUUGCAAAAAACUAAAAUGAAAAUGGGAGUUCAAGUGCUUAUUAACGAUCCUGACAAAUUGGAAGGCAUUCGGGCCCGUGAAAUGGAUAUUACCAAGGAACGUAUUAAUAAGAUACUGUCGACUGGGGUGAAUGUUGUGCUCUGUUCUGGUGGUAUCGACGAUCUUUGCAUGAAGUAUUUCGUAGAAGCCGGCGCUAUGGCUGUGCGACGCGUUAAGAAGGGUGACUUGAAAAUUAUUGCAAAAGCUACUGGAGCCGCUUUUCUCACUUCACUCACGAAUAUGGAAGGGGAAGAAAGCUUCGAACCAUCGAUGGUGGGAGAAGCUGCUGAAGUUGCCCAAGAGCGUAUUUGCGACGAUGAACUAAUAAUAAUAAAGGGCACCAAAGCUAGAGCUGCUGCUUCCAUUAUUUUGCGUGGGCCAAAUGAUUUCUAUUGUGACGAAAUGGAACGUUCUAUACAUGACGCACUGUGCGUUGUUAAGCGUGUAUUGGAAAGUAAGAAGGUCGUAGCCGGAGGGGGUUGUGUUGAAGCUGCACUUUCUAUUUAUUUGGAAAAUUUCGCCACUUCUUUGAGCUCCCGCGAACAAUUGGCAAUUGCCGAAUUCGCCAAAUCUUUACUUGUCAUUCCGAAAACUUUGGCGGUCAACGCCGCUAAAGACGCUACCGAUUUGGUGGCGAAAUUGCGUGCCUACCACAAUUCUAGCCAGACAAAAACAGAACAUGUACAGCUUAAGUGGACUGGUCUAGAUUUGAUCGAAGGUGUUGUAAGAGAUAACAAGAAGGCUGGUGUGUUGGAACCUGCUAUGUCAAAAAUAAAAUCGCUUAAAUUUGCUACCGAAGCUGCUAUUACAAUCCUGCGUAUUGAUGAUAUGAUAAAAUUGAAUCCAGAGGAAAAGGGUGGCAAAAACUACGCUGACGCCUGCGCCGCCGGGGAAUUAGAUGGUUAAGGCCAUCGCAUUUGAUUAACUUGUAUUGAUUCUAUAUACUUAUUGCACACAUUUACAAUUAAAUUUACACUUUAACGAUAGGUUUAAGUCCUGGAUCGGCAGUUACUAAUGUCGCUAUGAAACCGCGUAUCACACAUUAACAACACUUACUCUGUUCAUUCUUAUUUACGAUAAUAUAUUUGAAUAAAUAUUGAACUUCAGAGACAUAAAUUA